This is a messenger RNA of Acanthopagrus latus (yellowfin seabream), 2781 nucleotides long. It is a transcript of the gene skap1, whose product is annotated as src kinase associated phosphoprotein 1. Gene Ontology annotation, cellular component: cytoplasm; plasma membrane. Gene Ontology annotation, molecular function: protein binding. NCBI's taxonomy places the organism in Eukaryota, Metazoa, Chordata, Actinopteri, Spariformes, Sparidae. The transcript has 15 exons. The coding region runs from base 639 to 1901 and encodes 420 amino acids. The record is from RefSeq and is a predicted model, not a curated record.
GUUAACGGCUCUCAAACACGUCAGAUUAGGUUAGCUAAAUUAGCUAAAAGUAGUUUAGCUUCAGGUUAGCCUCGCAUUAUCGUACAUAAUACCAGUACACCUCGUCUGAAUGGUUGAUGCGUUCAGGAAGUUACUGUGAUGAUCAAUGAAGCAGGACUAACGAAUCAAAAGGAUGUCAGGCGGCAACAGAUCAGCAGCAGAGCAGCAUGUCAGGAGCUGGGAGGGAUUCAGUGUCUUGUUCAAGAACGCUUGAACAGUUUCCAACCUGGAAAUGUCUGAGGUCAGACAGAGGGGUUUUCUCAGUGACAGUCGAACUGUGUCAUUGGCCUCGACUGAGAAACCAGAGUGCAGAGGAAGUUGUCAUCUUUGCACCUGCUCCACCCUACUAUGUGCAAAUCUAGAUGCAUGCACGGAAGUUAGGUUUCAGAACAGGAGGACACAGGUGGUUAGAUGCUGUGCCAGUUGGUCUGUGAGUGUGUGUGUGUGCCUGGCUGCUGUUACUGUCAUAAAGCUACAACAGUAGGACAGAGGCUGUGUUUAUAUAGGUUGGCUCGUGGAGUAAAAAGCGUGAAGGGUCUGAAAAAGUCUGAAAAGACAGCGAAUCAAAGUGUCUCGAGGUGGACGGGUGACAGCCAGGGAUGGGGACGAUCCCGCACGACAUUAGGAGGCUUUUGGAUGACUGCGAGCUGUUUGUAUUAGAGAUCCUUCAAGAUGAGGUCCUCAGUGAAAGUGCCGCAGAGACAAGGGCAGUCUUACUGAAUAACUUCAGGGUCGUACACAUGAGAAACCCUCAAGAAUUCCCCUUUCCAUCGGACUACAGGGAAGAAGAAGGUUCUGAUGACAACCGCAGUUCUAGUCUGGGUCGCUCUGUCCAAUCAGACGACGCCUCAUUAGCGUCUGACAACCAGGAUGAUGGAGCCCCUGAGUACUUUGGAGACAUCCCUCCCGUGGCAGCCCCGGAUGUCAUCAACGUCUUGAAGCAAGGCUACUUGGAGAAGAAACGACGAGAUCACAGCUUCUUCGGCUCAGAGUGGCAAAAGAGAUGGUGUGUUCUGAACAAUCUAAUAUUCUACUACUUUGGGAGUGAAAAAGAUAAACAGCAGAAGGGCUCUUUUUAUAUUAGCGACUACAGUGUGCAGCUGGCACCCAACCUGAGGAAAGACUCCAAAAGAAAUGCCUGUUUUGAGCUCUUUGGCCCUGGACGGCGCUCAUUUCAGUUCACAGCCAACAGUCCUCAAGAGGCCAUGGAAUGGGUGGAACAAAUCAAGAUUGUACUGAGAGAUCUCAGCUCCACCGUCAUUCCUGUCGAUGAUGAAGAGGAGGAUGAGGAAGAGGAGACCUAUGAUGACAUUGAGGGGUUGACCAACCCUCCCCCGCCUCGGCCCGGUGCUGUCCCUGCCCCUCAGAUCGGCAGGUGGGGAGGAGGGCAGGAGACGGGGGAGGUCGACGAGGAGGACGAGGAUAUCUACGAGGUGCUGCCAGAAGAGGAUUUUCCAGAUCCGACGGAUGAGAGCGCAGAGAGGAACAACAAACCAGCUUGGUCAUCAGAUUACGCCAACUACUACCAGGGGUUAUGGGACUGCCCGGCAGACGAGCCAGACGAGCUGGACUUCCAGAGAGGAGAUCUCAUCUACAUCAUUAGCAAGGCACUCAUGGAGAACGGCGGGAUGGAGUGGGAAGAGAUUUAUGGCACAAACCCGUCCAGGGUCCUUAAAACUCUGGCAAGCCCUGCCACCACCUCUUCCUCUUUCUCUCCAUCGCCCUGCUCACCUCUCCUCCUCCAUCCGCCAUCCAACCAAAACCCAGAGAGAGGGAGACAGGGCCAGCCAAUCCGGCGCGUCUCCCAAAGCAGAGCGUCACAUCACAUUUGGCCAAAGUGUUCAGCUGCGGCUGCUCGUUAGAGACAAUGAGAACAUGGACACCACUGACACCUUGUGGCUGCUUCUAGCAAAGGACGUUUUCAUUAAAUGACAACUUAUACAAACACCCAAAGCUGAUUUACAGCCUUAUAGAUUUACUCGCUGUGAUUUACAGUCUCUUAGGAUAUUAAGAAUAUUCUAAAAGUCAUUUUCUAUCGCUUGUAUUCCAGCCAGGGUCAUAACAGACUUCUUCUAUGUUUAACAAGACUGUUUGGCCCGCUGCCCACAGGUCACACCGACUGAAUGCGGUCGAAGAAAAGGAAAAGUGGGCAAACAAUCAGAUGGGAAAAGUCAAGCAAGAGAGACAAAGAGAGUGGAUCCUUUUAUUCCUUUGUGUGAACCCUGUCCCCCCCUCUCCUUUCUCCUUUUCUCUGUCACACACACCCAUUUAAAGACCCCUGGCUGCUAUUGUAGCCAUAGACACCAAGACGCUAUAGACAGGCAAGACAUCCUAUUUACCACCCAAAGUAGCAGGGGGUGAGUCUGGGGUUUGGGGUCAUGCAGGAGGCAGCGGUCAUCCCCCGGUCAACUACAGUAGGUCAUUAUUCAGCCCAAGCCAAUAGCCCAGAACCACGUCCGAGCAACCCACCCCCAAUCCAUUCUGCUUAAUUAUUAUAAAUGAGGGGCGGCGUAAACAGCCAUCAUUACAGACACUCAGUGGCAUACACAAAUCCACUUUAAAUUGCUAUUAAGUUAAGGAGCUAUCUGUAAUCCCAGGCGUGCAUUAGAAAGGAGCGAGUAGGUUUUCUUUUUAUUAAAUCUCAUCGUCCCUGAGAUAUUUUCAAAUGUUCUCAUGCUCUGUCAUGUUUCCAAUUUGAAGCCAAUUCACUGAUUUAAUUAAAAGCCCCACUUGGAAAAAAUG